Messenger RNA from Lathyrus sativus (Indian pea), 480 nucleotides. NCBI's taxonomy places the organism in Eukaryota, Viridiplantae, Streptophyta, Magnoliopsida, Fabales, Fabaceae. The record is from the annotation of a GenBank genome assembly.
AUGCCUUCAUUUUUGGGUUCGAUUUUGCUCGGGUUCGGUUUCGGUGUGGUGGCUGUUGUUGCCGUUCAAGCUCUGGCACUGUUAUGGAUAAUCAAACGGUUACGCCACAGCCACAAUCUCCAUGGCGAGCAAGCUCAUAAACUGGAAACUGAAUCAAACCAGCUUGAUCAUCAACAAUCUCUUCAUUUUGCGUCUCACAAGCAGGGUGUGGUUUGGGUCCUUGAAUCAGGAAAAAUUUCAAAAGAGCCCAAAAGAAAAGGUUUAUUGGAGGUUUCACCUAUUAAAAUGUAUGGAACAAUCAAGGGUGAGCCACUUAUUCUAAGAAAACCUGAUGGUUUGCAGCCACACUCAACAAUUGAACUCAAGAAUUGUACCGUUCAAGCCGUGUCAGCUUCAAACCUUUCUUCAAAAAAAUGGGCAAAAAAAAAAGUUCCCCAUCAAAGUGGAAAACAAGACCUCAGUAAUAUACAAUGGAAGUAA